CACACACACACAAGCCUACCUUGCUCCACAUCAUCGGCACACGCUGCGCGCUGUAUGCGCCGUGGAGCCCGGAGGAUGACGGCGGACGAGCCCGCUGCAGCACCCUGUGGUCCCCUGGCCGAGCCCGCCUCCCUGGGUCCCGCCGCAAGGAGCUAAGGAUGAGGGGCGACCUGGUCCUGGCUCUGCGGCUCUGCCUCCUCCUCCUCUCCGCCUCGUGUCUCCAUCCCGCCGGAGGGUACCUAACGGUUACCAUAGAGACCCUGCAUCCUGUCGUCAUCGGCGACGCGGUCACCAUCAAGUGCUUCUUCCGCACCGACGGGAUUCUGCGCGAGAUCGUGUGGUUCAGGAUGGGCUCCCAGUCCCAGCUAGGCGGUGUCGGGAGCGGCAAGCAGAAGAUCUUCACCUACGACGCCAUGUACAACCGGAGCUCCUCCAACAUGGAGGCCAGCCCCCGCCGGGAGGAGCUGGUAUACCAGUCCACCGUCCGGCUGCCGGAGGUGCAGCUGGGAGACGACGGCGUGUACGAGUGCCAUGUGGGCGUGUACGAGAAGGCGUCCCGCAGCGCCCUGGUGUUGGGCUCCAGCAGCGUGCUGCUCACCGUCAUCGUGCCUCCCAGGUCCAUCUGGGUGCUGGCAGCAAACACGCCGGCCCCCUUCAGUCGCUACGAGGCCCAGAACUUCACCCUAGUCUGCAUCGUCUCGGGAGGAAAGCCAGCUCCUGUGGUGUACUUCAAACGGGACGGGGAGCCCAUUCAGGUGGUGGCCUCCACCUCCUCCACCUCCUCCACCACCACCACCGCCUCCUCGCCGGCCAAGACCAAAGCCCAGGGCAGGAGGAAGCCCCAAGAACGAGGGGGCCCCACCAUGCCCAGAACAGGGCCCAUGGGCUCCAAGCAGCAGCUCCCGGGCCCCGACCUGGACGACACCAAGCUCCAGAGGCGCCUCCACCCUCUCCCGGAACGGAACCGGAAGCAGGCCAGCAGGCAGGGCCGGGACGGGCCCACCACCGCCGCAGAGGAACCGCAGCGCUCCGAGCCCAGGGCCGAAACCACCGCCGCCGCCGCCGUCGUGGUGACGACCACCGAGAGCAUCCCGGAGACGGUGGUGAGCCGGGAGUUCCCGCGCUGGGUCCAGAGCAGCGACCCGCUGUACCACUUUGAGCAGCGGCGGCAGGCGGCGGCCGGCGGCACCAUGGAGGUGCGGGCGCUGCUCACCUGGAGCCUCAACCCCCAGCUGGACAACGAGGCGCUGUUCAGCUGCGAGGUCAAGCACCCGGCGCUGUCCAUGCCGAUGCAGGCCGAGGUCACGCUGGCGGCGCCCCGGGGCCCGAAGCUGGUCACGAUCCCCAGCAGGGCCCAGGUGGGGGACACGGUUCGCAUCGCGGUCCAGGGGUUCCAGAUGGGCUCUCCGAACGAGGUGUUCCCUGAGCCGCUGUUCACCUGGACCCGGGUGGGCGGGACCCUGCUUGACGGGCGGCUGGAGCACCGCGGCCGCGAGCUGGUCCUGGACCGCAUCCCCGCCGAGCUCAACGGCUCCAUGUUCCGCUGCACGGCCCAGAACGCCCUGGGCUCCACCGACACGCACACCCGCCUCAUCGUGUUCGAGAACCCCAAAUUGAAGAAAGGAAAAAAGCUUCUCAUCGACACGAACGCAGGGCACGGCCACCGUUGUCCAGGCAUGACCUCCAUCUGCCUCCUGACCCUGCUACUGAUGUUCACAGACCACCUCACGUGACCUUCAGGAUGCACGUGUGUGUGAGUGCGUGUGUGAGUGCGUGCGUGCAUGCGUGCGUGUCUGUGUGUGUGUGUAUCUUGUCUGGAGGAUCUCUACUGCUGCAUGGACCCAGACCCCUUAUGGUGGCUAACAUAACCAUAUGUCCUCGCUGUUCCUUGGGGGCAGAGAUGUGAGGAUGUGGAGGAAUGAACGGCCGUCGUUAGAGGCAGCGUCCUUCUGAUACGGAUGGAGGAGGCGCUGUGGGGGCUGGUUAACUGCAAAUUCAUGACAUCUCCUUUCUCUUUCAAUUAUGAAUCAACAGGGAACAUGUAAAGAUUUGAUUCGUUUGAUGAAUACAAACUCGGUUCUAGGCGGAGUAGUUGGAGCAGUUUUGAGAUCGGUUGGCGUUUUGAUUGGUGUGUAAAACAAAACAACGCUGCAUUAAUGUACAACAUGAAAAAAAUGUUGGUAUGAGAUACUUUUACCCCUGAGCCUGUGAGCAGCAGCUGAGAAAAACUAGGAUUACUAGUGUGCCUGCAACACAAUAUCCGGAUUUAUAUUAUUAUUUUCAUAAUUUAAGUUUGCAUCUCGGCUUUAAAGCAGAAUCAGUUCUUUUUUAAACCCUGAACAUUAAAAACAAUUACAAAUCCUAACUGUAACAACCAGAGAUAUCCUGGCAACCACAUUAUAUCCUAGCAACCACUUAGCGACCAAAGCGUUUUGAUAGGUCAAAUGUUUAAGUAGGACUUUACCUAAAAUAUAAAUCGCUCUGGUUUUUGACGCGACCAGAUCUCCAGGAGAGAAGGUUCUCACACUCACAGUCUACAACUCGCAGGAUUAUUCAUGUUUCCGUGCUCUCUCUGUAGUUUACAUUCAUGCUGAACCUUUACAACAAAAAAUUAAUAAAUACUAUCAAACUG
Messenger RNA from Gadus morhua (Atlantic cod), 2632 nucleotides. RefSeq names its product immunoglobin superfamily, member 21b (gene igsf21b). Gene Ontology annotation, biological process: homophilic cell-cell adhesion; heterophilic cell-cell adhesion. NCBI's taxonomy places the organism in Eukaryota, Metazoa, Chordata, Actinopteri, Gadiformes, Gadidae. Bases 159 to 1733 code for a protein of 524 amino acids. The transcript has 10 exons. The record is from RefSeq and is a predicted model, not a curated record. Gene Ontology annotation, cellular component: adherens junction.